Messenger RNA from Lutzomyia longipalpis, 1463 nucleotides. Its product is annotated as tRNA pseudouridine(38/39) synthase. Lineage: Eukaryota; Metazoa; Arthropoda; Insecta; Diptera; Psychodidae. The coding region runs from base 123 to 1433 and encodes 436 amino acids. Gene Ontology annotation, cellular component: cytoplasm; nucleus. The record is from RefSeq and is a predicted model, not a curated record. Gene Ontology annotation, biological process: tRNA pseudouridine synthesis; mRNA pseudouridine synthesis. Gene Ontology annotation, molecular function: RNA binding; pseudouridine synthase activity. The transcript has 2 exons.
UAUCUACGAACCAAUUUUUUACUGGGUCAUAGUGUUUUGUAUUUUCUUUCUACGGUUUUCUUCCUGUUUUAUAAAAAUUUACACAGAUUUUCCUAAUUAAUUUGAUACUAAAUGACUACAAGAUGACCACCAAUAAGGAAUUGACUGUAAACAAGAGGAAUAAAUCCCUUUCCCAGGAGGAAUUGAAAGAAAUGUCCAAGGAGGAAUUAAUUGAGAAGAUCAUCCAGCUACAGUCACAUAAUCUCCAACUCAAAAACAUUAUUCAGAAGAGAGAUCCGGAUGGGGAAUCAUCCAAUGAUGCUGCUUCGAAAAAAAGGAAGAGAAAGUUUGAUUUUUCAAAAUCUCACCGGCGACAUAUUUUGCUGAAAUUUCUCUACUUUGGAUGGGAUUACCAGGGAUAUGCCAGUCAGGAGGACUCCAUGGCCACUAUUGAGUAUCAUUUAUUCAAAGCCCUUGAGCGUACAUGCCUGAUUGAGAAGCGAGAAUCCGCAAAUUAUCAUCGUUGCGGGAGAACGGAUAAGGGUGUUAGUGCCUUCUCUCAAACUAUUUCCAUCGAUGUGAGGAGCAAGUUCCCUCCGGAUGAGCAAAUGCUCCCUGAAUCAAUUGAGAAUGAACUCAAUUACUGCGUGAUGCUGAAUCAAUCACUUCCGGUGGAUAUUCGAUGCAUCUCCUGGCAUCCACUCACAGAACCGGAAUUUAGUGCAAGAUUCAACUGCAAGGAGAGGAUCUAUCGAUACUUCUUCCCACGAGGAACUCUAAAUAUUCCAGCGAUGGAGGAAGGGUGCUCCUACCUUGUGGGGAAUCAUGAUUUUCGCAAUUUGUGCAAAAUGGAUGUGGCAAAUGGGGUUGUUGCCUUCAUGAGGAGCAUUGCAAGUGCUAGGAUACGACAAGUGGACAAUGAGAAGACCUCAGAGGACCCCCACAGUAUGAUGUUCCUUGAAAUACGCUCAAAUGCCUUCCUUUGGCAUCAAAUCCGAUGCAUAAUGGCUGUUCUGCUGCUCAUUGGGCUCAAUAAGGAGGAACCUGAGCUUGUCCGGGAGUUACUGGACAUUGAGAAAAAUCCCCGGAAGCCUCAGUAUAGCCUUGCAAGUGAUAUUCCACUAAAUCUGUACGAGACUGUGUUUGAGGGAAAGGAUAGCUGGGUAUACAAUCAGCACACAUUGGAGAGAGUUGUGAAGGACAUUGAGACUCAGUGGAUCUUCUCCAGCAUCAAGACUACAAUGAUGGAGGAAGUGGCAAAGGAUCUCCGGAAGGUACUUGAGGAGAAAUUCAACCAGUACGGAGAGACAAUCUGCUGUGGGGAAGAAUUGCUUCAGGGAGCAAAGAUGCGGCAAUACAAGAAGCUCCUUGAGCGAAGUAAAGGAGAAAGCUUGGAGGAUCGUAUUGAGCAUUUUAUCAAGAAGCGUCGGCUUAAUGUUAAUGAGGUAAGUUGAAUAUUUUCAAUAAAUUUAUUAAAUAAAUUA